Messenger RNA from Bolinopsis microptera, 6219 nucleotides. RefSeq lists its product as uncharacterized. The record is from RefSeq and is a predicted model, not a curated record. Lineage: Eukaryota; Metazoa; Ctenophora; Tentaculata; Lobata; Bolinopsidae. The transcript is spliced from 5 exons. Bases 45 to 653 code for a protein of 202 amino acids.
CUUGUAACCUUUGCUCAUGAUAGUUCUCAUUGCCAACCUUAGUUAUGUUUAAUCGAAAUAGUAAAAGAAGAUACGAAGUCCGGACCUAUAGCAAUGAGGUCCAGUCUUAUGGGGAAAGUAGCUCCAAACUUUUUGCUGGUUAUUUGUGGUUGAACAGACCGCACAAGAAACAGAAAUGGAAGAGAGUUUUUACCUGUCUGUACAGUUCCCCGGCCCUGACCUAUCUCGUUUGGUGGGCCAACAAACACGAAAACCAGAUCAGAGGAUUCCUGCUGCUCAACGACUACGACGUUGUUCACUACUUGGCAAACAGCAUCUGUAUCAAACCUAAUUGCAACUUAAGGGUUCAGAUAAUUCUGAAGGCGGAUAAUGCUAAAGACACUAAUGAUUGGAUUACUCACCUCCGACGAUACUCAACUAGAAACAAGACAGUUCAGCACUUGAAUCACAGCAAACGCUCCUCUUUGACGGACGAAGAAGAAAGCUGCUGCGACGAAACUAACCGACACUAUAGCUCCAAUAACAGCAUACCCUGUAUGCAACACAGCACCCAACUGGAAGGGGAAAAACUGGACAGGUUGAAAGUUUUGAUCCACUGGACAUAUCUCUACAACGGGAUCAUCAGUAGACAAGAUACCAUGGACUCUUACUAAGAAGCCACUUUCUUUAUGGAAAUGUUAGAACUCGAAUCUAGUGACUAGGACUGAAAAUACACCCAGGUAUAAUUCACACACUUAAAAUUUAUAUGAUGUGCCAAGUGUUUUCGGGAAAAAAUGUAAUCGAUAUAAUUGUAAUGGAUGAUUUGUUAAAAAGGACGACGAUAUUGAGGCGAGAGUAGAAUUUUAAAUCUCACAUAAAAUCUGAUUAAAACGUGUUUGCAACCAUUAUCAGUUCCAAAUCUUCAAAAUCGAUCAAAAAGCAUCGUGACCCCUCGCUGCUAUUUGAACUCGGCCCACCAAACCCAAUUUUUCAGGCCCCCAGAUUUGGAGUUGAUAACCUUGAUUUAUUUGUAGACUUAGCAGUUAGCAGUAAUUACUGGUGAUGGGGCGGCGGCAGAGCUCGAUGUUCAGCCAAAUUGGCGGGAUAUGUCGGCAAAAGGACCCGGUUGUGAGCUUUCCUCUCACAGUGGGCACUUCCGGUGUUCUUCCGUGCACUUCGACUCUGCUGUUAGACCCUGUAAUUAGCAAUCUAUGUAUACGUACAUCGGUGUAGUUAACAUCAUCUCCAGGACCAGCGUUCUAGCUAUCAAGAUCUUAUCUACAUGGAUGAUAUCCUGAGAUAACAUCUUGAGAAACAUUGUCUUGAUAUGAUACCUUGGCUAGUACCUGGUUUUUGGAGAUGUUGAGCAGAUUAGCGCUACAACAAUUUACCACAUGAUGUUUAGUUGUCAUGUUGACUGUACCGCAAAUACCACCUGGUACGCACGCCUCCAAUUAUCUUGAUACAUAGCGCUAAUCUGCUCAAACCAGCACAGGCCUGUGCUACUUUUCUUUUUCUUUAAAUAAUUAGUAUCUAUCAGAUUAUGAUAUGAAGUAAAUAUUCAGGAAGACCCUCUCUGUUAAAAUUCGGUGAAACUGAGCUUUAAAAUGUUGUUCAUACACACUCACUGUCCUCCUCGGCGUCAGGAGAGGAUAUGUUAGUCGCUAGAGUUUAGAGCUGUGUACAAACAGUGUUAAGUUUAUUUGUAUGUAAGUGUAGUAUGCAGUGCCGACACACGCGUUUGUGCUGGCUGUGCACUGGUCGAGAGUUAGAUGGUAGCCUGGUAGCCUGGUUACCUGGCAACGGGGUGUCUCGAGUUUCUGUAUAAUCAGGCUUUAUAUCCACGACUAUCACAAUUGAUAAUGGCACGCUCUCCGUGUAAAGCCUCUUUUACAUAUUUAGUCUCGCCUAUUCCGCUUCUUGGUAUUCUCAAUUCUAAGAAUCCUGAUAAAGAAUUCCCGUCUUGUUAGCACAUGCAUUAUUCAAAUCUGACUUAUUACCAUACUAAACUGGCCCCAAUAAAUUCCUUGACAUCCCUCCAUCUGACAUGCACGUGAUCAAAUUCCUAAUUCCUCACUCCUACGCUCGUUCUAUUAGCUACAAGCUAAUCCUCGUCUAAAAAUGUCCCAUCUCCUUCUACAUGUCUGUUAAAAUGCCCCUCUCUCUCCUCCCUCCCUCUCUCCCCCCUCCUCUCUCUCUCUCUCUCCUACCCAAAUGCCAGACACCCGGAUACCAGACUCCCGACCUCUCUCUCUCGACUCAGCGGUGACGGAUCAGUAUUAUUAAACUUAUUGACAAGUCAACGUUUAUAGUAAUUGUUUAGCUGUUGUUGUGGCUCGCAGGAAACAGUGCGGUGUUAUGAAUGUGUGCAUGUAUAAUAAACUACACGCGCGUGGUGUGCGUGUAGCCCAGCUCGCAGCUCAGCUGACGACUGACGUGAGUUAACACUGUGCUACACACACACACACGUACGAUUUUCUUUCCCACAAGGCUUACACAUAAAAUGUUUUGUGUUAUAGGUUGUGAGAAAUGAAGGUAAAUGAAACCUGCGCUUUUUAAGUGCAUGUCAGAAAUUGGUAAGAGGUUUUAUGGUAAUUGCUCUAAUUACUGUUGGUAAUUGCUCUAAUUGCUGUAUUUACUCUUGGGCAUGGAAUGUGUUUGAAUUCGGCUAGGCCUUUCUGGCUGUUUUUCUACACAUCAAACAUUCAAGGCUUUGGCACUGCAGCGCCAAAACAUUAAUUUCCUGAUUGCACCUCCGAUCCCAGUCAAUUGACAGACUUUGCCAACAAAUAUUUCGCGGAGUAAUUAAGUAUCCGCGGAUAUUUGUCUCCGUAGAUUCUAAAAUAUAGCUGGCAGUAAAUUUGGGAAAUUUAUCGUGUUCAGUCAGCUCAGUAAUUUUUCUGGGCUCGUUUGGAAAACUAAUUCUAUAACACCGCUAAGAAACCUGUAAAGUCACAGGAAUAGUCAUCUUAUCUUUCUAGGGCAAAUUUUCUUCUUUAUCUAGGAUACAAAUCUUUAUCGAAUAUUAUAAUAUGCUUAAUACUAAAAAUUUUAAUUAUCUAUAUAAUAUUUAAUUAAUAUAUAUUAGUGUACUUGAAAUCGUUUGUCGUGUUCAACGUAUUUUUUGAUCAUCCUGAUCCUGAUGUUACUAUUGAUAUUGAACCUUAAUUAUGAUUAUAUAAUAAUAUAAUAAUACUCUACUCUAAUUUUCAUGGAAUUAGAUUAUAUUAGAAAUGUUCUUUGAUUGGCCAACGUAAUGGUAACCCGAUAUCGCAUUUCAAGACUGGUUGCCGAGGAGAAUCAAGUAUGCCUUUUUCCGUUAAUUUGGCAUAUUAAAUGCAAUAUUAACAAUAUAUGCAAUUAAUAAAUUGAAUUAUUCAAAUUAUUUGACUCAUUCAACUUUGAAAAAGUAGCAAAUAUAGAUUAUAGAGGUAACAUAGUUGGUAGUUAGUAGUGUUAGACUUUGUGAUGACUCCAAAAUGUGUGUUUAGCAAGCUAGGACUAUUUUAGCAAAUUAGUUUAUGUGUUUAAUUUUCAAAAUGUCGCGCACAUUUUAUUUCAAUAAUGAUAGGCAAAAUUAUGAUAGGUCACAAGUUUGACCCUUGUCUCAGUAGGAUUAAAAUAGGUUAGUUAAGAUUGAUAUUAUUUUGUACUCUAUGUUAGCGUUUGAAAAUGAUACUUCUGGAGGACAAAUUGACUGCGGGAAUCUUAAGAAUGCCCUAUUUAAACUUCUAAUUCCUCGUUCUGAUACCUGUAGUAUCUUUCUAAAACAGGGUAUUUUUAGAUUUCUGGAAUGUUUCUCUUUACGUUAAUAUUAUAUAAAAGAAUUUGUAGAAGAAGACACGCUUAAUUAAUGUAAUAUGUGGAUCUUCUUAUAAAACUAGAAAAUUAUAUUAUAGUCAUGGAUAUGUGCUAUACGGUUUAGCUAUAACAUUGUUAUAGUGAUAUAUUUGAAAUUCCUCAAUGUUUGAAUCCCUCAGAAUGAACAAUUGGUGCCUUUAACCCAUGGAAUUUGAUCUUAAUAUUUGGGAUGGAUGACUCCGAGUCAUCAAAUCAAUUCGCUACCAAUUAUUAGUCCAGAUUUAACGAAUGUUGUUGCUAGAAUGAUAUGUUAAUUUUAAAUUGUCAGAAUUAUAUGAAUCAACAGGAAUGCUUCAGAAUACCAUAAACAAUCACUUUGUUCACCACACAAAUCACUGUCACAAAGACACACUUUAAUGGUACCAGUUUCAUUUGAUUGAACAUAGGCGACCAUCCCUUUACUCGCACAUGGUUGAAACUUUACGACAUUUUACGUCUGGACCAAGAAACAUAUUAUCAACAUAUCAACAUACAUAUUUGCAUAUUUUUUGCAUAUGAUUUGCAUAUUAUUUGCACAUUAUUUGCACAUUAUCAUCACCUUCAUCUUUCACUCACCCUCACCAUCGUUAGGAAUGUUUUCACGAAAAUUCUAAUCGCACUGCUUUUAGGCUCCGGGUAGGUUCGUAAUUAAUUUUAAUUUUUUAAUCAGCUUAAGUUAUUUAUGGGGGCAGUCUGAAAACGGCACAGAAAGGCUUUGUGAGAACAAGCUCACUGCAAUUUAAAACACGAUUGGCAUUUUUCUUCAGUGCCAGAUGGAUUUAUGGUAUGACUUUUGCAUUAGGUCACGACCUUAACGUGGCUUCAACUCCUACAAACUUGGGAAGCUUUCAAGACAGCAGAAAUGUUAUGCAGCUCUGAAUUCUGACCUUACAGAUCAAAGAAUUUCUCAUAACAUCAUAGCCAAUUUCUGUGCCGUUACCUGCCGCCCAAUAGUUAAUUAAUAAUUGAUACAAGAGUGUACAUAUAUGAUAGAGAUUGUCAUGCAAAAUAUUUCCACCAAAAAGUUUGUUAAUGAAAGAGCGUUGAACCACGGGACCCGAUCAGACACUCUUUGUAACCCCUAAAUGACAGCGUACAAACUAUAUUAUAUCUAGUUUUUGUCUACCUUUUCAUCAGCUAAUUGGUGUAGAAUGUUCGAGAGGGUACACAGAAAGAGCUGUCUGAAUCGUCCCGGUCACCAAUGUCUCGUAACAGAAACGGUUCUCUUUUUCAUGAUAUCAACGUCUCCAAGUGAAUAAAAGUUAACUUUCAAUCGACACUCUGAGAUAUAUUAAGACCGGUUGGUUGGUGAAACGUACACACACGGCCACCACACAGACGCGUAUAUAUAAUUCCAAGAAAUUGGUAAAAUUUCUUAUCCCCACAAUUCUACAGUACGGCUGUUUCCUAGGCCCUGGUUUGUUAGGCCACGGUUUACGUUAAUGUACAUCCGUCUUAUCCUCGAGACAAAGGUAUACGUUGCGUAUUGGCGAAGAAAAAGAUUGUUCUAGAAGUUGUCAAGUCUAGCCGAGGUCUACUGCUGUGGAGAUACUUGUGCAACGGGCACAGUUAGGUACCAUGCAAUACCAUGACAUAAUGGUUAUGUAUUCUCUCAUUAAAGCGAUCAUGUAUGCUCUCCACUCCCCGCAAUAAUUCAAAGUAUGCACACUCCCUGAUAACAACAUGGAUUAUAUUCUUCAUAAUUACACUUAAUAAUACACUGAUAUCUCACUUUCGUGACACACGUGUACCAGGACUGUUGUCAGUAGAUUUUAAUAGCUUCUGCUCCUUUGAUCAUGUCCUAAUUGCUAGUCGAGAUAUCAAUGUACCUGUGUCCUAAGAUAUCCUUUGAUCAUAACGUAAUUCCAACUUAAGAUAUCGAGAGCUGCACCUAAAAUGACCUUGAACGGCCUUUGAUCAGUUAGCGAUCGUUAUGGGUCUUUAAAAGUAUUCCCUAUCUUGCAAUGAUUAUCAUUCAUUCCUCUGAUCUUAUUUUUCAGACUAAUGAUUGAUGAAGAAUAAAGUUGCAUACUGUAGCGGUAGACCCCAAAGGUUCAUCAAUUCGUAUGGCCGUUGCCGACCAAUGCUAAUAUUUGAUUCUAAAUAUAGCGAGUUCAUUAGCGAAUUCUUACUCAAAGUUGUAUUUCGCACAAGUUGAUGAAUAAAGUCCACCGACCACGAGGAUCCCAUGAUUUUGAUUAAAGAAUACCCGUACUGUAACCAGACCUUUAUAAAAACAAGACCUAUAAAAUAAUCUGGAAUAUGGCCAAGUGCCGUAAAUUGUGUGCCCAACCACCAACCGGUCUUAAUAAUCUCGAGAUUAGAAAUGAUGAGAAUCUUUGAUAAAUUUUUGAAGUUGCGUGAAAUUGUUUGUUUGUUUAAACGUUAAAACCCACCAAA